GUUAACGUGAUCAGUGUUUAUUUGUUUACUUCAGUUGAGUCGCUUCGUGUGAUAAACGUUUCGGCUGCGCGGGUUUCUGCUUCUGUCUCAUCGGUCAGUUAACGUACUGACCUUUCACCUCCAAACCGGAAGUUGUGGUAAGUUAGUAUUAGUUGGCGCUCCGAUAACAAAGAUCCAGGAUUAGACCGAGUCAGUAAUAAUAAUAAUAAUAAUAGUAACAAUAAUAAUCACCGAUUAGCUGAUUGGAUCGUGAACGACGGGACAACACAGCGAAGAGUUUCAGAACACACUUCCGGUCCGUCAAACAUGUGUGAGGAGCAGACGGUGUCUCUGGUGGACGUUCUGGAGGAAGAUGAGGAGUUGGAAGAAGAAGCUUCAGCUGUGUUGGCAGGAAGUGAUUCUGAUCUCUGCUCCUAUCCUCAGGGCUACGUGAAGCGGCAGGCACUGUACGCCUGCAACACGUGUACAUCGAAGGGAGGUGAGGCUGCAGGAGUCUGUUUGGCCUGCUCCUACAAAUGUCAUGAAGGUCACGACCUCUAUGAACUCUACACCAAGAGGAACUUCCGCUGUGACUGCGGUAACAGGAAGUUCUCUGGGCUGCAGUGUAAACUUUACCAUGAGAAGGAUGACACCAACAGUCAGAAUAAAUACAAUCAUAACUUCCUUGGAGUUUACUGUACCUGCCGCCGUCCAUAUCCUGACCCAGACGACCAGGUAGAGGAUGAGAUGAUUCAGUGUGUGGUGUGUGAGGACUGGCUGCACGGCAGGCACCUGGGUUGUGUGGUUCCUGAUUGUGUGGAGCUGCAGGAGAUGAUCUGUGAGUCCUGUAUGAACAAAAACCCCUUUCUCUGGACCUAUGCUGCUCACCUGGCAGUGUCAGGUACAGAAGUUCUGAUGGAGGGAGAAAGACAAACGUCUGCUUCAAAUGUUCCUAAAAAAGAAGAAAAGGUUGACGAGGUAGUUGAGCCAAGUUGUAAGCGGAGUCGAGAGGAGGCGGAGCCAAGCUGCAGACAAGAGGGGCUGCAGGUGAUGCCUCAGAAAACGGACCAGUCAAGAGGGGAGGAGGCGGAGCCAAGCUGCAGACAAGAGGGGCUGCAG
Messenger RNA from Austrofundulus limnaeus, 1098 nucleotides. Its product is annotated as putative E3 ubiquitin-protein ligase UBR7. The record is from RefSeq and is a predicted model, not a curated record. The annotation marks the transcript as partial. Gene Ontology annotation, cellular component: cytoplasm. The transcript is spliced from 9 exons. Lineage: Eukaryota; Metazoa; Chordata; Actinopteri; Cyprinodontiformes; Rivulidae. Gene Ontology annotation, molecular function: zinc ion binding; ubiquitin protein ligase activity.